Messenger RNA from Lates calcarifer (barramundi perch), 1990 nucleotides. RefSeq names its product leucine carboxyl methyltransferase 1 (gene lcmt1). Gene Ontology annotation, cellular component: cytosol. The transcript is spliced from 11 exons. The record is from RefSeq and is a predicted model, not a curated record. NCBI's taxonomy places the organism in Eukaryota, Metazoa, Chordata, Actinopteri, Centropomidae. Gene Ontology annotation, molecular function: protein C-terminal leucine carboxyl O-methyltransferase activity. Gene Ontology annotation, biological process: C-terminal protein methylation. Bases 294 to 1310 code for a protein of 338 amino acids.
GUGUUGAUCGUUUGCUUCCGGUCUAAUUUGUCAACACAUUUUUAGCCCCAAGCGACUGGUUUUAGCUAGCAAAAUACUGUCAGCUCUUUACAAAUUGCUUGUUUUAAUCCAACCCAUAGGUUGUGUACUGUCCGCAGUAAGUUGAGCAACUCGACAGUGCUCACAGUCUUAUUCUUUCUUUUCCCCGUUUUGCUAAAUAAACGUGUCUUGCAAAUUGAGCUAGCCAGUUAGCUUGUAGCAGCUAAAGCCGGAGUAAAGCAGGUGGACGAGAUUAUGCACCGCUCACGGUUUUAAUGUUGACCGAGCACAUUGCGUUAGGACAAGGAUCAUUGAUGGCAGCUCGGCAGCCCUUCACAGACACGGAUACUGCCGACGAAGCGGUGAGGGCGACGUGUGACGAUGCAACCACAUGCAAAAGGUUUGCUACCAGUAAAGGCUACUGGAAGGACCCAUAUAUCCAAUAUUUUGCGAGAAAUGUAGGAGAAAGGAAGGCCCCUGAAAUCAACAGAGGUUACUAUGCCCGUGUUCACGGGGUGAACCAUCUACUUGAUGCGUUCAUAAGGAAAACAGAGUGUGACUGUCAAGUAAUCAACCUGGGAGCUGGACUGGACACCACAUUUUGGCGACUAAAGGAUGAAAACAUCAUGCCACGGAAGUUCUUUGAAGUUGACUUUCCUACCAUCGUGGCCAGGAAAAUACACAAUAUAAAGACAAAACCACCCCUGUCCAAACCCAUCAUCGAAACCCACUCAACAGACUCCUUACUACUAGAUGCCCACAGCCUUGACUCAGACCGUUACUGUAUCAUCGGAGCAGACCUGAGAGAUAUCUCUAAUUUGGAUGAAAAACUGAAGAAGUUCCAGCUUAACCCAGAACUACCUACAUUAUUCCUGUCAGAGUGUGUGCUGGUCUACAUGACACCUUCCCAGUCAUCCAACCUCAUUCACUGGGCAGCAGAGACCUUCCACACCGCCAUGUUCAUCAACUAUGAACAGGUGAACAUGAGUGAUCGAUUUGGCCAGGUGAUGAUCGAGAACCUGCAGCGCCGCCAGUGCACCCUGGCAGGAGUAGAGGCCUGCCAGUCCCUGGACUCGCAGAAGGAGCGGUUUCUGAAGGCUGGCUGGGAGCAUGCUGACGCUCUGGACAUGAUGACGAUCUACAGUAUGCUCCCUCAGGACGAUGUGGCGAGAAUUGAGCGACUGGAGUUCCUGGACGAGAGAGAGCUGUUACAACAGCUUCUUCAACAUUACAGCAUCUGCUGGGCCACCAAGGACAAGCUUAACCUGGGUCUGUCACAGCUGGCAUUCUAAUUGUGAAACUGCUCCAUGGUUUGGACAUGCUUUACAUGUAUGUUCGCCAAAGUCAACAAGAGGAGAAGAUCUGUGAAAAGCGGCAGUGAGAAGAGAGGAAACCAUGUUCUCAGUCAUCUGGGAGCUGUUCUGGUUUGAAAACUCCCAGCAUCAGCAGAAUGUGAUUGUGUCCAUGUUAAAGAUGAGAGGUGAUAAGGUUGAGGACUGUGAAGAGGUUGGUCACUACACUGGCAUUGAGUUACUUAGAGUAAAAUAGAUCAUGUUUGUUUUGCUCAUUUGCUUGAGGGUGAAUUUUGUCUGUGGUUAACAACUGAAACAAAAAUAUGAUUUCAAAAUCUGCUCUGGAAAUGAAAGAAUGUAAGACGUGUGAAGAAUUUCAAACGUCAUAUAUUUGUCCUUGCCUGGAUUUUAUGUGCCAUUUUAAUUUUAUUUAUUGAUCAAUUGCACUUCCAGACUCAUUUGCUUACAAACAUACGUGCAUGCAUGCGUUAACUAGUGUCAAACAGCAAGAAGUGCAUUACAUGCAACUACCAGUUACAUUACAUCUGCCUGUCAGAUCUUUUCUAUUCUUACACCCCAGUUUUCAAACAAUAAAGAGGACAUGACAGAUUAGUUUGUAACAGAUUAUAUUUCAUGAAUGCGGUUCAAGUACAGCUGAUUAAAAACUUCCUUUUGUGUAA